Messenger RNA from Lachancea dasiensis, 1584 nucleotides. Lineage: Eukaryota; Fungi; Ascomycota; Saccharomycetes; Saccharomycetales; Saccharomycetaceae. The record is from the annotation of a GenBank genome assembly.
AUGAGUGUCCAGAUAUUUGGUGAUCAAGUAACAGAAGAAAGGGCUGAGAAUGCCCGUAUGUCGGCUUUUGUUGGCGCAAUUGCAGUAGGUGAUCUUGUGAAAACGACCUUGGGGCCAAAGGGUAUGGACAAGCUUUUGCAGAGCGCGAGCAGCGACACAUCCAUGGUCACCAACGAUGGGGCCACAAUUUUGAAAUCCAUUCCGCUAGAUAAUCCAGCCGCCAAGGUUCUAGUCAAUAUCAGUAAGGUCCAAGAUGACGAAGUCGGUGAUGGAACCACAAGCGUGACGGUUCUCAGCGCAGAACUCUUGAGGGAAGCGGAAAAGCUCAUUGAUCAGGGAAAAAUCCAUCCCCAAACCAUCAUCGAGGGAUAUAGAAUCGCAUCCAAGGCCGCUCUAAACGCUCUCGCAAAGACCGCUGUCGACCAUUCCGCGAACAAAGAAAAUUUUUACCAGGAUUUGAUCUCGAUUGCGAAGACCACACUUUCCUCAAAAAUUUUAUCCCAAGAUAAAGAACACUUUUCCAAAUUAGCGGCCGAUUCCAUUAUCAGACUGGGUAGUCGUGUUGAUCUAGAACACAUUCAAGUUCUGAAAAUUAUUGGUGGUAGAUUAUCAGAUUCCUUCUUAGACGAGGGUUUCAUAUUGCCUAAGAGAUUUGGUAACAAUCAGCCCAGACGCGUUGAAAAUGCCAAGAUUCUGAUUGCUAACACAUCUUUAGAUACUGACAAGGUCAAGAUUUUUGGCGCUAAAUUUAAAGUUGAUUCUACUUCUAAACUAGCUGAGUUAGAGAAGGCUGAGAAAGGCAAGAUGAAGAAUAAGAUAGACAAGAUCUCCAAGUUCGGUAUCAACACUUUCAUCAACAGACAGCUCAUUUACGACUACCCCGAGCAACUAUUCACCGAUUUAAACAUUAACUCUAUCGAGCACGCAGACUUCGAAGGUGUUGAAAGGUUAGCAUUGGUCACUGGUGGGGAGGUUGUUUCGACUUUUGACAACCCAGAGAAGUGUAAGCUAGGUGAGUGUGAUCUCAUUGAGGAGGUCAUGAUCGGUGAGGAGACAUUUACGAAAUUUAGCGGGUGUAAGGCAGGAGCCGCAUGUACCAUCGUGCUGAGGGGUGCCACAGAACAAGUUCUGGACGAAGCUGAAAGAUCUCUUCACGACGCCUUGUCAGUACUCUCGCAAACUACCAAAGAAACUAGAACGGUUUUAGGUGGGGGUUGUGCCGAGAUGAUUAUGUCGAAAGCUGUUGACACCGCUGCCCAAAACGUGGACGGCAAAAAAUCUUUCGCCGUCGAGGCUUUCGCUCGUGCUCUGAGACAGCUCCCCACAAUUCUAGCUGACAACGCUGGCUUCGAUAGCAGUGAACUGGUUUCUAAAUUGAGGUCCUCAAUUUACAACGGAAUGACUACUUCUGGUCUCAACUUGAACGACGGAACCAUUGCUGACAUGAGAGACCAGGGAAUUGUUGAAAGUUACAAGUUGAAACAGGCUGUUGUCAGCUCCGCGUCAGAGGCUGCUGAGGUUCUACUGAGAGUAGACAAUAUUAUUAGAGCCAAGCCAAGAACAGCCAACAGACAACAUAUGUAG